GACGUUGGUUCCAAAAAAGAGUUGAUAGAAAGGUUAGCGGCACAAACAGUUAGAAAAAUAAAAGGAAAGGGAAAAAUCCCAGGAAACGAAGAAAAAAGAAAUAAAAGGGGAAGGGACCUCGACGAAUAUUUAGGAAAUUUG
Racocetra fulgida is the source of this 141-nucleotide messenger RNA. NCBI's taxonomy places the organism in Eukaryota, Fungi, Glomeromycota, Glomeromycetes, Diversisporales, Gigasporaceae. The record is from the annotation of a GenBank genome assembly.